UGAAAAAUAUUUUAUUUUAAAAAUCUUUUUGGACAUCAAAACUCAUUCGCUAACGCUAACGGUAUACUACAACCCACACCUAUUAGAUUAAAGAUUGUGAAGCGUCGACUCCAGCAACAGCAAGAUGGGUGAUGAAGGCGGCGGCGGUGGCAGAGGCUCCGGAGACUUGAAGUCUUUCCUCAUUGACUUCAUGAUGGGUGGCGUAUCGGCGGCCAUUGCCAAAACAGCUGUGGCGCCCAUUGAGCGUGUCAAGCUGAUUCUUCAGGUGCAGGAGGUCUCCAAACAGAUAGCGCAGGAUCAGCGCUAUAAGGGCAUUGUCGAUUGCUUUGUGCGCAUACCGCGGGAGCAGGGAUUCGCCUCAUUGUGGCGCGGUAACUUGGCCAAUGUGAUACGGUACUUCCCCACACAGGCUCUAAACUUUGCCUUCAAGGAUGUGUACAAGUCGGUAUUCUUGGGCGGCGUUGAUAAGCAUAAACAAUUUUGGCGACAUUUCAUGGGUAAUUUAGCAUCGGGUGGUGCCGCGGGCGCCACCUCCCUGUGCUUUGUCUAUCCGCUGGAUUUUGCGCGUACCCGAUUGGCCGCUGAUGUCGGCAAGGGCGGCGACAGAGAAUUCAACGGCCUGAUCGAUUGUUUAAAGAAGGUUGUCAAGUCGGACGGACCCAUUGGAUUGUAUCGCGGUUUCAUUGUCUCUGUGCAGGGCAUUAUUAUCUAUCGUGCUGCCUAUUUUGGUUUCUAUGAUACGUGUCGCGAUCAUUUGCCAAAUCCAAAGAACACACCAUUCUAUGUGAGCUGGGCCAUUGCGCAGGUGGUUACCACCAUUGCUGGCAUUGCAUCUUAUCCCUUCGAUACAGUGCGUCGUCGCAUGAUGAUGCAGUCUGGGCUCAAGAAAUCGGAAAUGAUUUACAAGAAUACGGCCCAUUGUUGGUUAGUUAUUGCGAAACAGGAGGGCAUUGCUGCCUUCUUCAAGGGUGCGCUUUCAAAUAUUAUUCGUGGCACAGGCGGUGCCCUAGUGUUGGCCAUUUAUGAUGAGUUCAAAAAAUAUGUUUAAAAUGCUGAGACGAACCGAGAAACGGCUGCUGUGGGCCCAUUCCUGAGAUCAAUAUACAUCAAUUUAUGUUGUUGAUGCAGUGUGUGCAGGCUUUAUCGGCUAUUGACCAACAAAAUUAUGACAGAAGUAUAAUAAAAGGAAAUUUCCAAAUUAAAAA
Drosophila busckii is the source of this 1205-nucleotide messenger RNA. RefSeq names its product ADP,ATP carrier protein 2 (gene Ant2). The transcript is spliced from 3 exons. Gene Ontology annotation, cellular component: mitochondrial inner membrane. Gene Ontology annotation, molecular function: ATP:ADP antiporter activity. The coding region runs from base 125 to 1048 and encodes 307 amino acids. Gene Ontology annotation, biological process: mitochondrial ADP transmembrane transport; mitochondrial ATP transmembrane transport. The record is from RefSeq and is a predicted model, not a curated record. NCBI's taxonomy places the organism in Eukaryota, Metazoa, Arthropoda, Insecta, Diptera, Drosophilidae.